AUGGACUGUCGCAAACUUCCCCUUCGCAUUCUCUAUACCCUAAACGGCAACCCCCAGUAUAUUCUGGCCCGUUCUGCCGGGGUCGUACCCAUUGAACUCAUUCCUCUUUCAACCAAUGCCACCGCCAGCUCAUCACAUACUCCUCCACCAGCACGAUAUGCGACGACUUCCCUCAAGACCUGUCUCGACACUAUGUGCCAUUCGAGCCCAGAGCUCAUCCAAGACCGCACGCGCGACUUUUCGGUCUAUCUUCUUGACCCGCUCGAGGCUGACUGUGUUCCCACACAACCAAGCUCAUUUCAGUCAAAUACAAACCCCCCUGCAGACCCUACCGUCGCUGUAGGACUCGGCUUGAUGUCGUGGGCAUUGGCGGCCGACGAACACGAUUCCGUCCCAGUAACUGGUACUCUCAAAGCCAACGCAGGAGGGAGAGAAAUGCUGGAGCUGAUAUUCUCAUUACGUUCGACUGCACCGAUGGAAAAGGCAUCAUUGUCGGAUACUCUGCGUUCAUGGAGCCUUCCAUCACUCCCAUCUUCCCAGCCAACCACUGCAUCCCAAGAAAGUCGAAAGCCUACGAAAUACCCACCUAGUCGAGGGACAUCGAAAGCCCGUGCCGCUCCUACAACCAAGUCGGAUGCAUUCCUCAAGGGGGACAUCUACAUUGGCCCAGCGCGGCAACCUGUAGGGCGGCGGCCAAGGUCAAACACGUCAACAGAGAAUCGCAAGCCCGCUGCGAAAGGCCAGGAGGAAGCGGUAGAACCAUUACCCCCACCUUCGAAAGCGGACAAUGAGAAGAUUGUCGAUUUUUUAGCUUCAUUUCCUUCUGACGAGGAGAGGAACAGGGCGUUGAAUGGCAUCAUACAGCUCGUUCAAGAUAAAAAUGGGUCAUCAAGUACUGAGUGGAUCAAUGCUAUUGCCAUGCUUGCCACGAUAUCUCAGUCAACGCCGAAUUCCCAACCUGGACCGACAUUAUCGCGGAGCCAAUCGCAACCGGAGGGUGUCGCUCUUUUUGCCCACCACGCGCGUCGCAAAAGCUCUUCGGCAGAGGAGCCUGUUCCGUUGAAUAAAGAGAAUGUCAACCCUCACCAAAGGCCGCAAGCUAAAGGAAAUACAGCUCCUCUUGGAUCAGCUUGGUCAGAGCCUUCUCUGGCCACCCAGCCAGCACCACUAGCUGCCUCCAAUCAAACGCCAUCCCGCAAGCGCAGUUGGAAUGACUUUCUAGACGGUUCGGAACCAGCGGACACCCAAAGGCAGCGAGGGCAAUACUAUCGACAGCCUGAAGAAGCUUUGCAGGUUGUUGCAGCCUCGUCACCUGGCCCGUCUGUCCCUCGUCGUCUCGAAGCAAUGCCAAUGGUCGCCCCAUCCAGGCCCAUAAUUUCCGCGUCUUCCCCAGUUCGCGGUUUACGAAGAAGACCAACACCAGCUUGGGCAAUAACGAGCACGGCAACGAAGCCGCGGUUUUCUAAUGAUGUUUUAGAGAGAGUGCGGCUACAGCAAGAACGGAAGGAAGAGGAGGCGAAGGAUGGGAGGCGCCAGAAAGCACGAGAGUUCCGACGAAGACAGAGAGAAAGCAAAACAACACAGUCAUCUGACCCCCCUUCGAUGCAACCAAGAGCCGUGUCUGGUCCUCCAACAGCGCCAACAACGCCUUUACGCUCAUCAACGAACACUGCGUCCCUUCCAGGGCCCAUAACAGCAGUUGGUGGUUUUUCUUUGGGCCCACAAACCCCUCGAAACAAUCGUUCACCCGAACUAACGCCCAAGAAUGCUCCGUGUACCCCUCCUCGAAAACGUGCCAACACCAUUACGUCGUCUGCUGGUCCCAGUUCUUUGUUUACCCCAGCAUCAACUUCAUGGGACACAGUUAACGCCCUCGCACUGCAAAAGACACCAAUGUCGCCGUCAAAUCGAACCAAGAACAAAGCUCAUGACCAGGGCGACAGUACCGCUGAUGUUCUUCUUGACCAAGAACUGGACAACGCAUUCGACGAGUUAAGUUCUUGCCCUGCCACAUCUGGUGAUCACCAGAAUGGAGAGGACUACGAUACAGAAGAAAGUGAUGGAGAUGUUGCCCCACCGCCACCACCAAAACAGCACUGGGAAGGCUUACCGCCAUCGUCGCCACCCCCACCAUCGAGCCCUUACCUUUUGCCCACAAGAAUGAUGGAGGACGAUCUUGACGGUGGGUCUGAGCCGGAGAAUUCGGCUUCGCCAGCUGCAACAAGCGAACUUCCCACUUGCGAAAUCCACCAGUUGUUGAGCAUGGAUGUGUAUUCCACCGCUGCCGCUCCAAGCGACGAUGCGGCUAUUUUCGAGCAAUUCAUGACGCAGAUGGAUUCUGAUGACAGCCAGACGAUAGAGAAUUGGGGAUUGGGAGAGCUUGAGACACCGGACUUUGACUUGAACGAGUUUGUGAACGCUUGUCGCCCACUAUUAGAGGAAGGACAGAGUGAAGCAGGAGAAGGGACAUUUUUUGACGCUGCCAAAGUUGCUCAGGAUAUUCAGUCGCUCCUGAAUGGUUGUGUUGUGUAG
This is a messenger RNA of Mycena indigotica, 2532 nucleotides long. RefSeq lists its product as uncharacterized. The record is from RefSeq and is a predicted model, not a curated record. The coding region runs from base 1 to 2532 and encodes 843 amino acids. NCBI's taxonomy places the organism in Eukaryota, Fungi, Basidiomycota, Agaricomycetes, Agaricales, Mycenaceae. The transcript is spliced from 2 exons.